AUGAAUACCAAGAUCAGAGGAAACAGCCUUUAUGCGCCCUCCUCCUCCUCCUCCUCCUCUUCCUCCUCCCUCUCGCCUUUCUCCUCCGGCUCCGAAGGGGAGGACGACGAAGAGGAGGACGAGGAGGAUCUCAACGCUUCUUCCCGGCUCCUCUCGCCCUCGACGGGAAGCCUCCUCGCCCGCCGGCAGGACUGCAAGGGCCGCCGUGCCCGCCGUUCCCGGAGCGGCGCCCGCCCUGCCAAGACGGCCGAGACGGUGCAGCGGAUCAAGAAGAGCCGCCGCCUGAAGGCCAACAACCGGGAGCGGAACCGCAUGCACCACCUCAACUCGGCCCUGGACGCCCUGCGCGAGGUGCUGCCCACGUUCCCCGACGACGCCAAGCUGACCAAGAUCGAGACGCUCCGCUUCGCCCACAACUACAUCUGGGCCCUCAGCGAGACCCUCCGCCUGGCCGACCACGGAGCGGGCGCCUUCCCCGAGGACUGCAGCCCCUCCCCAUCCUCAUCCUCCGCCGCCUCCUCCGCCUCCUGGAGCUGCACCGCCAGCCCGGCUCCUUCCGCCUCUUCCUCUGUUUCCUCCUCCUCUUCCUCGGCCUACGGCUGCACUAUGUCUCCCGCCAGCCCUGGGGGCAGCUCUGCAUCCGAGAUGGACUACUGGCCGCAGCCCGAGAAGCCUCGUUUCGCCCUGAUUUGAAAGCCAGACUCAAAGCCCAGCCUUCUAAAGCAGCCAUGGGCAAACUUUCCCACCUUUCUGAUCUCCAGGUGUUUUGGACUCCAACUCCCACCAUUCCUAAC
Anolis sagrei ordinatus is the source of this 794-nucleotide messenger RNA. The record is from RefSeq and is a predicted model, not a curated record. Lineage: Eukaryota; Metazoa; Chordata; Lepidosauria; Squamata; Anolidae.